This is a messenger RNA of Staurois parvus, 357 nucleotides long. The record is from the annotation of a GenBank genome assembly. Lineage: Eukaryota; Metazoa; Chordata; Amphibia; Anura; Ranidae.
AUGCACACUGCUUCUACAAACAUUUGUUAAAGAAUGGGCCACUCUCAGGAGCUCAGUGAAUUCAAGCUUGGUACCGUGAUAGGUUGCCACCUGUGCAAUAAGUCCAUCUGUGAAAUGUCCUUGCUACUAAAUAUUCCACGGUCAACUGUUAGUGGUAUUAUACCAAAGUGGAAGCAACUGUGAACAACAGCAACUCAGCCACCAAGUGAGCGAGGUCAGCGCAUGGUGAAGCACACAGUGUGCAGAAGUCGCCAACUGUCUGCAGCGUCAAUAGCUAAAGACCUCUAAACUUCUUGUGGCCUUCAGGUUAGUACAACACCAGUGCGUAGAGAGUUUCAUGGAAUGGGUUUCCAUGGC